Messenger RNA from Cannabis sativa, 2852 nucleotides. Its product is annotated as probable galacturonosyltransferase 9. Lineage: Eukaryota; Viridiplantae; Streptophyta; Magnoliopsida; Rosales; Cannabaceae. The transcript has 3 exons. The record is from RefSeq and is a predicted model, not a curated record. The coding region runs from base 775 to 2460 and encodes 561 amino acids. Gene Ontology annotation, molecular function: polygalacturonate 4-alpha-galacturonosyltransferase activity.
UCAGUUCUUUUGAACGGUGAUGUGUAUGAGAGAGUAUGGAAAGGGAAAGAUGUCGCAUAUGGUCAUUUGAGAGUCAUUGGGUGAAGAGCAUUUGUUCAUAUUCUUAAAGAUGAGAGAUCCAAGCUUCAUGAUAAAGAAAAACCAUGUAUUUUCUUAGGAUAUUUUCAUGAAGAGUUUAGGUAUAGAUUAUGGGAUCCCAUGAACAAGAAGAUUAUUAGAAGUAGGGAUGUGGUAUUUCUUGAAAAUCAAAUGUUUGAAGAUAGUGAAAAAGUUCAAAAGAAAAAGUCCCAUGUUAAUGUUCAAAAUAUAUUGUAAUUAUCUGCAAUAGGUUUUCCCCAACAACACCUACCAUAGAAAAAGAGAAUUUUGUUGUUAAUUGUGGCCCAUUUCAUUUAUAGUUGCACAACCAAAACCAGUAUAGGUAAUCAGUGGUAGCAGUUGAAAGUACUAUAUAAUAUCCAUUCAUUCCCUUCCAUAAUCCAUCCCCACUUCAGUCUCUAAAUUCAACACUUUUCUUUUAUUUUUUCAUUAAAUAAAAUCAUAAAUAUAUAAAUAUAUAUAUAGCUCAACUCAUUAUUAUUACACCGACGUGGAAUUUAGAUCCUCCUCUUUCCUCAGAUCUCAUCUACACAGACAGAGACUCAGAGAGAGAGAGAGAGAGUGUGUUACUUUAUGUCGUUUUGCUUUUGUGCUCAUACAACUUGAUACCCAAUACUCUUUUUCAUUUUCAGAUUGGUUAAAAAGAUUCUUGGCUUACAAGGUCUCUCUUCUCCAAUGGCGGUGGCCGUUCGAGGAAGCCGUGGUGGAGGAGGUGGAUUGGGUUUUGGUGGCUUCAGUUUCCGGAGCUUCUUCUCCUAUCGGAUCUUUGUUUCUGCUAUGUUUUCGCUUCUCUUCAUUGCCACGCUCUCUGUUCUUCUUACCACAAAUCCUUCAACUCCACACCACCGUGAUUCUACACUUCCGAGUAAUGGUAUACAUAGAACGUUUCUUGCUUUGCAAUCUGAUCCUUUAAAGACUAGAUUAGAUUUGAUUUAUAAGCAAGCAAGUGAUCAUAUGACUUUGGUGAAUGCUUAUGCGGCUUAUGCAAGAAAGCUUAAGCUUGAUAUAUCUAAACAUUUGAGAUUGUUCAAUGAUUUGGCUUCGGAUAUUUCGGAUCUUCAAAUGAAACCCACUUACCGAACGUCCUUGUUUGAAUCUGAUGGUCCGGUUGAUGAGGAUGUUUUAAGACAGUUUGAGAAGGAGGUGAAAGAUAAGGUUAAAACUGCAAGAUCAAUGGUUGCGGAAUCGAAAGAGAAUUAUGAUACUCAGCUAAAGAUUCAGAAGUUGAAGGAUACCAUUUUUGCAGUUAAUGAGUUGCUUAUGAAGGCGAAAAAGAAUGGUGCUUUCGCGAGCUUGAUUGCUGCAAAAUCAGUACCGAAGAGUUUGCAUUGUCUUGCUAUGAGGCUUGUUGGGGAAAGAAUUUCGAAUCCAGAGAAGUAUAGGGAUGAAGGGCCUAAACCUGAAUUUGAAGAUCCAAGUUUGUAUCAUUAUGCAAUUUUCUCAGAUAAUGUGAUUGCAGUAUCGGUUGUAGUUAGAUCUGUUGUUAAGAAUGCUGCAGAACCUUGGAAACAUGUUUUUCAUGUGGUUACAGACAGGAUGAACCUUGCAGCAAUGAAAGUUUGGUUUAAGAUGCGGCCAGCGGAAGGAGGUGCAUAUGUGGAGGUGAAGGCAGUGGAGGACUAUACUUUCUUGAAUUCUUCUUACGUGCCGGUUUUGAGGCAGCUUGAGUCAGCAAAUCUGCAGAAGUUUUACUUUCAGAAUCAGCAGGAGAAUGCAACAAAGGAUACAAGCAACAUGAAGUUCAGGAACCCAAAGUACUUGUCAAUGUUGAAUCACCUUCGAUUUUAUUUGCCGGAGAUGUAUCCAAAGCUGCACAAAAUUCUUUUUUUGGAUGAUGAUGUUGUUGUGCAGAAAGACUUGACUGGGUUGUGGAAGAUUGAUUUGGAUGGAAAAGUGAAUGGGGCUGUUGAAACUUGCUUUGGUUCUUUCCAUCGAUACGCCCAAUAUUUGAAUUUCACACACCCUCUAAUCAGAGAUAAGUUUAAUCCCAAGGCUUGUGCUUGGGCUUAUGGGAUGAAUAUAUUUGAUCUUGAUGCUUGGAGGCGUGAGAAAUCCACAGAGCAAUACCAUUACUGGCAGAACUUGAAUGCAGAUCGUUCGUUAUGGAAACUUGGGACUCUUCCACCGGGUCUGAUCACUUUCUACUCGACAACAAAGUCAUUGGACAAAUCUUGGCAUGUGCUUGGACUUGGAUACAAUCCUAGUAUAAGCAUGGACGAAAUCAACAAAGCUGCAGUCAUUCACUACAAUGGAAACAUGAAACCUUGGCUCGACAUUGCUAUGAACCAGUAUAAGAAUCUUUGGACCAAAUAUGUGGAUAACGACAUGGAGUUCGUCCAAAUGUGCAAUUUUGGCUUAUAGACAACACUACUAGCUUGGUUGCUCUGAAUCGUUCUUCAGGUGACAUAAAAUACAGUAGUAGUAUCAGUAGUUAUCUCUCAUGUUUUCCAGUAAUUACCUCUCAUGUUUACUUGUUCUCACAUGUUUUUGGACCUCUUUCCGAGUUGCAACCCUCAGAGCGAAGCUCAGUGAUUCUUUGUAUUUGGUGGAAAAUGGUGUCCGAUAAUUCUUUCUUUUAUUGUUCAUUCAGUAAUUCAUGUCAACUAUGGAUUUGUAAACAAUGAGAUCGAGUAAUGUAUACGGUGCAAUGAAUUUUUGGUUAUUUUUACCAUAUUGUAAUAUUAAGAUACAGAUUGCAGGGUGUGAUAAGACUUAUCAUAUCCAAUUUAGUGUACUUCUAUAUUCUUUUCCCA